CAAGGCCAUAUCUUCGUCUCGCUGCUGCAUCCAACUCACUGGUAUACCCUCCGUCCACAUUAGCUCGUCCUUGCCACUGCUAUCGAUAGACUGCAAGAAUAAAAACCCUCCACCCCGCUACUCCUGCGUUUCACUGUUCGAAUCCACGACGAAUGUCCCUCUCUCGUACAGCCUCCGAGGCUUCUUUCAUCCUGGUCAAUUCCGAGAGCCCUCAAGAACGUUCCAAGCCUCAGGAGUCCUUUGCGCAUGACUGGUCCUCCGCCGGUACUGGAGGAAAAAUCUACCUCCACGGUCGACACUUUGUCGAUGCCUACGGACGAGUGUGCAAUCUGCGUGGCGUAAACUUGUCGGGCAAUUGCAAGACCCCAGUAAACCAUGACCAUCAUAGUUUCCCGGCGAAUCACGCCGAUGUCACCUUUGUCGGACGACCCUUCCCCCUAGAGGACGCUCCCGACCAUUUCGCCAGACUUAGACGAUGGGGUCUGACCUUCGUUAGAUUUUUGAUUACAUGGGAGGCAGUUGAACACACUGGCCCUGGAAUCUACGACAUGGAGUACCUCGAGUAUGUCCGCAAGCUCCUCUCCCUCAUGCCUCAAUACGGCCUCGUUGCCUUCGUCGCCCUACACCAAGACGUCUGGUCACGGUACACCGGGGGCUCAGGUGCGCCCGCCUGGACGCUCGAGGCCGUCGGCUUCGACAUCCACGGCCUCGAGGAGCCUGGCGCCGCCUGGCUGAAGGGUGUGCGCGGGGGAGGACAUACCGAGGACGAACGAGGGUUGUGGCCAUGCGGGUACCAGAAACUCGCCGCUGCUACCAUGGCGACGUGUUUCUGGGGAGGGGACAUGUUUGCUCCCAAGCUGAAGGUGAAGGGACCGGACGGGAAGGAAGUGUCCAUCCAGCAGCUCUUGCAGGGCUCGUUCCUGAACAUGUGGGAGUUAGUCGCCAAGACCCUCGGCGACUUGGAAGCGGUCAUUGGGUUCGAGAUAAUGAACGAGCCGCAUAGAGGGUAUAUCGAGCUCCAGUCGAUGCACGCCUUUGACUACAACACCGACCUCCAUCUUGGGCACGUCCCCACUGCCUUCCAGUCGUUCAUGCUGGGUUCAGGCCACCCGACGACUGUAGGGGUCUGGACCCGCUCGUUCCCGAUGCCGACACGCCUGACCUCUCAAGCCGUGCUCAACACGGCCGGCCAGAAGGCCUGGCUGGACAACGGCCCGACGCAGGGCAAGUGUCUGUGGGAGCUACAUGGAGUCUGGGGCUGGGACCAGAAGAAGAACGAGGGUGUCGUCCUGCGCGAGAACUACUUCAAAAGAGACCCGGAAACCGGCAGGGAGAUCGAUUGGUACUCCGACUUCUAUUUCCCGUUCCUAAACAAGUGGGCGGAGAGAGUACGAAGCGCGUCCAGUGCGGACAAGGUCGUGCUUUGCGAAGCGAUACCAAACGAGUUCUGCCCGAAGUCGUGGACGGCGGAACGCCGCCCUAUGAACAUGGUGUAUGCGCCGCACUGGUAUGACCUGAACACGCUCUUCAUGAAGGCGUUUGGCAACUUCUCUGUCAACGUCCAGGGCCUGUCGAGGGGCAUGUUCCCACUGAAAGCGUUCUAUUGGGGCCAGAAGGGCGCGCGUGACAACUUUGCGCUGCAGAUUCGGAACAUCGUGGAAGCUGGGUACGAAUCUCUCGGGGAGACGCCAGUCAUCAUCGGGGAGUGCGGCAUCCCCAUGGACAUGAACAAGGGCGAAGCGUUCGAAACGGACCGCUGGCAUUGGCAGAUGAAGAUGAUGGACGCGAUGGUCGCGGCUCUGGAGCGUGCUCUCGUAGGCUUCACGCUGUGGAACUACAACCCGGACAACGACGACCGCACCGGCGACGAAUGGAACGGGGAGAACUUCUCGUGGUUUAGCCAGAAGCGCGCGCUGCCGUCCACAUGGCUCGACCACAACCAGUCAUCGCCCACGCUCGACAACGGAGGCCGUAUCCUGCGCGCUGUCGUGCGCCCGUACCCCGCUAAGACCGCGGGCGUCCCUCUCCGGUUCGAGUACGAGAUCAACACAUACGAGUUCACGUUCGAGUGGGCGAUCCCUGGCUCGGCCGAGUCUGUGUCGACAGUGACAGGGAAGGGCGGCCCAAGCGUGCGGACGCCCCCGCUGAACGAUAUGCCGCCCCUCACAUCGAACAAGACAGAGAUCUUCUACCCAUCGCUGAUCGCGCAUGGGCGGAACGUCGUCGUACGGGGCUUGGGGAAGGAGGACCGCUGGGCGUACGACGAAAGCAGGCAAACGCUUACGAUCGUCACCGCGGACAACGCCCCAGGGACGGUGUACCGCGUGACGGUGGGCGUGGACCCGCUGCCGAAGGAGGCGUUCGAGGUGAACGACUUCUGGGGGGACUUCAGCGGGCAGAUACUGGCGUGGUCUCUCGUGAUCGUCACGUUGGUCGUGCUGCUGCUCUCGUGGCUACUUGGGUAGAGUUUGGGAAUGCAUAUGUGGCGUGCGGCUGGUCUGGCAUCUCCGUGCUGGGAAGGGGGAUCUAUGUAGCCGUUGCUCACUAUCUAGUCUCAAUCGUUAAUGUGGACAUCCGGGAAUCUACUUGCUGC
This is a messenger RNA of Dichomitus squalens LYAD-421 SS1, 2593 nucleotides long. Its product is annotated as glycoside hydrolase family 5 protein. Lineage: Eukaryota; Fungi; Basidiomycota; Agaricomycetes; Polyporales; Polyporaceae. The transcript is spliced from 13 exons. Bases 153 to 2465 code for a protein of 770 amino acids. Gene Ontology annotation, biological process: carbohydrate metabolic process. Gene Ontology annotation, molecular function: beta-glucosidase activity. The record is from RefSeq and is a predicted model, not a curated record.